UUUUUAUCUCUAAUUAGCAAAGAUUUUUCUUAUUGGAAAAUUUACAGUAAAAUUUAAUUCAAAAUUCAGCUCAUGUACCUCAGAUAUCAGAAGCUUUUAACUUUUGACAUUGUUAGAUACCCCGGAACAAACUCCAAAAUAUAAUUGAAUUUAACCUUAAUGAAUAAAUGAAAAUGUCAUAUUUCAAUAUGUAACCUGUUACGGAACAAAUAAAACAGAUGGAUAGAUACAAUUCUUAGAAUGGAAUGAAUUCGUCGGUUUAGACAUUCAUUUGAAGAACAUUGAACACAUUGAAUUAAAUAAUAAGAGAAUGUCCGAGACUAUUAUUAAUAAAAGAAGUAUUGAAAUCGACCAAAACAGUCUUUUGGACAAUUCUAAUAAAGAUUUGAUACGUUGGUACAACGAUUGCGACCAUUUUGAAAAGGUGCAAUGUAAUACGACGAAAGAGAGUUCUGUAAGAUAUAAAACUUCAAAAAAGUAUAUCAUUGAACAAAAUUUAAUUUUUAUUUUGACGAGAUUACACUUUCAGCAAAAUCGAAAAACCGAUGACAGAUCUGUGGUUGGAUUAUCAGCUUUCAUUGCAAGUCCUAAAAGACAGAUUUGCAAAAGUGAAUCUAACAUUUCAAACCGACAGUUCGAUUCUGGACCUAGGAAACAGAUUAAUGCAACUAAUAUUCUACAAUUAAGAGAUUCCAGUUCUACACUUUGUUCAAACAAACUAAACGAAGUAGCGAAACUUGAAUUCCAAGAUUCGACAGACUCUGAUAACUUCAUCAAGAAUUACAUUAGAACUUACAUUUAUAGCAGGACGCGGCUCGCAAGGGUCGAUGAAAGAAAACUUAUGGCGAGUGUUCUAGCAAUACACGGAAAUAAAAAUGAUAACGAAAUAGUAUCAGAAGUGAAUUCCAUUAUUACUUCAAAAAGAACUUCAAACCAGAAGAAUAUAGGAAAGAUGCGUAAACUAAUGACAAAGUAUAAAACAUCAAGUAAAAAGCCACAAACUAUAGAACGAGUUACUGCAACGAGGAAUUUUGUUUACGAGAUUGAACCAAUAGGCACAGAAAUAAAAUCGAAGGAGAAAACAAGUCAUAAAAUUGGUAAUCAGUCUCGCAUAAAACGACAACAGCGUAAUGAUGAUAAAGAAUUAAAGUGCCUCAGGUCUUCACCUAAAAAUGAUCUGAUCCAAAGUGCUGAAUAUUGCAGUCGUGAUUUACAGAGAGCAAGUGCAUCUUUACCCAAGCUAUUACCUAAAAAUUUAUCGAAUGUAGAAAAACUGCAAACUAACAUUGAUGCGCUCAAGCAAAUGAUUACGUUACCUACAAUUGAAUCAUUAGAUUAUAAAAUGAAGUACCAAGGAAAAAAUUGUAUGCAUCUGUAUACUAGAAACGUAAAGAAUGAUUCAGUAGCACAUCCUGCGAUUGAGGGUAUAAAAAACGUCAAAUUAACACGCAAAUUAAUUAGUGCUGAAGUAUCUAAUAAAAAAGAUGCAGCUAAUGAAACGAUCUCAUAUCCAACACGUGGUAAUGUGUCAUGUCAGAUGACAAAUUAUAGAUCUGCACAAAAUCGGAAUGAUUUGUUAGGUAACGCAAAUUUGAAUAGUAUAGAAAUGCAAAUUCCAAAGAAUUUAUUAUUAAAAAUAUUGAAGUCGGAAUAUCUGAGAAAGGAUUUGCCAAUGAAAAAAAAUUGUAACAAGUAUUUUGUUGAUUCAUAUUCUAUGGAUUAGAGUGUUAGAAAAUUAUACAAACUCUCUAGCACACUUGAUAUGCACCUUUCUUCGCUAAAUGAAAAAUGUUGAGAAAAUAUGCAAACAACCGCGAAAUAAAUACAAUUUAUAAUUUUGUAACUUUACAUAUUCAACUUAUAUAAGAACGUAACAAUAACUACUAUACUAUAUAGUAUGUUUAUUGUAAUUAUUUACAAUCACAUUAUUUCUCGCAGCACGAGUCUUUCAGGCUGUUUUAAGAAAUCUGAGAUGUAACGUAUGAAAAUUAAAAUUGUUAUGUACAAUGUUUUAUACACAAUA
Cephus cinctus (wheat stem sawfly) is the source of this 2023-nucleotide messenger RNA. RefSeq lists its product as uncharacterized. The transcript is spliced from 6 exons. The record is from RefSeq and is a predicted model, not a curated record. Lineage: Eukaryota; Metazoa; Arthropoda; Insecta; Hymenoptera; Cephidae. Bases 311 to 1723 code for a protein of 470 amino acids.